AUGCAGGCUGAUGCAGGCCAAAACACACCCACGUUUCCCAUUGUCUGGGUGGAUGGCCCGCUUCAGCACGGGGCGUGGAAGCUGACCCUGCUGGAUACACGCAGGAACCCUGUGUUUGCGUAUGACCCCUAUGACGACUCGUACCAGGCCAUUCCUCUGAGCAGCUCCCACACGGUCUACAUCAGUCCAGGGGCCGGCCCAGGCUCUCACCAGGUGGUGGUACAGAGGGACCCCUUUGAUGACCUCACGGGGCACAUCGUCCUGGGGCUGGUCACUGGGAUGGCUGCAGGCGUUGCCAUGCGUUCGUUCCUGUGGAUGCCCUUCUUCUUCUGCUGA
Messenger RNA from Knipowitschia caucasica, 336 nucleotides. The record is from the annotation of a GenBank genome assembly. Lineage: Eukaryota; Metazoa; Chordata; Actinopteri; Gobiiformes; Gobiidae.